Scatophagus argus is the source of this 2607-nucleotide messenger RNA. It is a transcript of the gene cldn10l2, whose product is annotated as claudin-10. Gene Ontology annotation, cellular component: bicellular tight junction; plasma membrane. Lineage: Eukaryota; Metazoa; Chordata; Actinopteri; Scatophagidae. The transcript is spliced from 5 exons. Bases 538 to 1323 code for a protein of 261 amino acids. Gene Ontology annotation, molecular function: structural molecule activity. The record is from RefSeq and is a predicted model, not a curated record. Gene Ontology annotation, biological process: bicellular tight junction assembly; cell adhesion.
UCUUUUUUUAGCAGGGCAUACGACUAGAAGUAAAACAGAUACAAUGAAUUUGUGUCACUUUGUGUCAAGCUUUUUGUGUCAACAUAUUGUGUCAUAACUGUACCUCAGUGAUUGCAGCAGGUCAGAAGAGGGCAGCAGUUUUGUAAUUUCUGUUAUGUUCUCUUAAGAAGAUCAAUGAGAGUCAGCAAUUUCGCUUCAUUUUAGCCAUUUAUCCCAAUAUUCUGUGUGAUGGAUAAAAUAAUCAAACAUUUUAUGGUGGUUACAAUCUGGACUUUUUACUGUAAAUGCAUCUCAAACGUAUUGUUAAUACAUGUGGAUGCAAAAUUGAUGAAAAGCUAGGUAGAUGUGGUGAGAUUUACCUCAAGUGGGUGGCACACCCCACAAAGUUUACAGUAAACAUCUCACAUAAUGGUACAGAGUCUCCAUCAACACAAAUGGCACACAGCGCAGACACACUGCUGCUGACUUAAUAUUUGGUGUUUUUGUGCUUCUUCCCAACAAAGUGGAGGCAGCCGGUUUAAUUGAGAGAUUUCAAAAAUGAGGAAACGUUUGAUCCAAAUAUUUGGCUUCUUGAUCACAUCACUGGGAUGGGUGUUUGUGUUGUGUACCAUGGCCAUGGACUAUUGGAGAAUCACCCAGUUAGGAGGACAAGGAGGUUCCUUUAUCAUCAGAGUGGCCUGGUACUGGUCCAAUCUGUGGAAGGAUUGUUUCACUGAUUCCACAGCUGUCACCAACUGCAGAGACUUCCCGGUGCUCUGGACUGUCACCCCUUUCAUUCAGGGGGUACGAGGGCUGCUAAUGUGCGGGCUGACGCUUGGCUUCUUUGCUGUUGUAUUUUGCUUUGUUGGGAUGGAGUGCACUUUUAUUGGAGGAGCCGAUAAAACCAAGGACAAACUGCUUCUUGUUGGAGCAGUGUUUCACUUUCUUGGAGGUGUGUCAGAUAUUUCUGGCUACUGCUUAUACAUCAACAGGAUCGCCAGAACAACCUUUUCUGCCAGUGUAGGGCCUGGGGUCUUACGGUAUGACCUUGGACCUCCCAUAUUUCUGGGCCUGGUGGGUUGCUUUCUCAUCUUUUUAGGUACUGUGCUUUAUGCCGUGACAGUCUGCCGAGUGAUCUGCCCUGAAAGUACAGUGAUAUAUGCCUAUGGAGGAGGCACAUACAUGGCCCCGCGCUCCAGAGGAAGAAACCUUUUUACCGGAUACUACGGACCCUCCAGGCAGUACGGAUCUUACAUGGGCUCAAGACAAUCCAGCAGCUCUAAGAUUUCAAAGAUUUCAAAAACUACGCCGACGAAAAACUCAGAAAGGGAUGCAUUUGUUUAGUAGCAUAUGAGGGACUGCACAAACCUCUGAUUCACUCUGGCCCUCUCACAUACAUGCAUUCUUUGUUCAAAUGCAUAAACGCAUAUGCACAUAUUCCUACUCAUAUGUAAGUAUCCUUUUUUGGUAUAAUUUUUUGACUGACGCCGGAAGUUCUUUCUUAAGCAUUCAGUGACCUACAAACUAAAAACCAUAUCUGCAAGACUUGAGGCCUUUCUCAAACCGUGCCCUCCAUCCACACUCCCACCUCGUCACAGAGUGUACUCUGUUUGGUGUCACACCCACAGCAUAAUGAAGCAUCCUUUGUUAAGACUUCAUUAGCAUCUUCUUGUUUUUCACUAGGAUGUUUCUAAGCUGCUUGGGGUUAUUUAUUUAUUUAUUUUUUUGCAAAGCUAAAUCACCACCUCUACCAUAUUCUAGACUAGAGAAGAGUAUUUUUGAUCUUAAAUACAAUGUAACCCUUAAGCAUUUAAUUGAUGUAUAGCAAUACCAAAUGUCUAUCUUAGUUUAAGCAGUUUACAUUUGUACAAUCAGUAGCGCAGAACAUCUUCCAUGACAAACAUAACAAGUCAGCAUCAGUGUAGAUUCAAAGUGAGAGGGUCUUAUGCACCCAGUUCCUCAAAAGGCUAACCGCUUUGGAAUGGCGCUUCAUGGCGCAGACUCUGUGAGAACGUGCAAACGGAGUGUAAGAAGGCAAAGAGAGGGUCUAGGUGGUAGCUUGAGAAUGGCCCUUGGUCAGCUCAUCCAAACUUAUGGUGCGUUCACUCCACAAAAUGAAGCAGGAACGGUGGUGCACUGAACAGGCAAGUGCGGAAGCCACCUCGAGAUUCUCAGCCAAUCACAGAGCAGUAAAUGACGUGCCUUCCAUUUAAUAUACUACACUCUAUCACACCUGCAUACAUUUUUUAUUUCAUACAUUUUCUUCAGACAUACAUAUUCUUCUUACAUGCUUAAAUUAUAUAUAAUGUUAAAUGUAUGGGUCAGAAUGAAUCAUGGCUUGUACAGCUCAUCAUAUCAGACACAACAAGACACAGAACCAAAUCUGAUUAGCUAACAAUCAGCACGUAUCUCGUAAUGUAGAAAGGAUGAAAACUCUCAGCUUUGACUUCAGCGCAUCAUAUACAUAACUGUAAUCUUUUCUCAUUAUACUCAGUGUAAAAUGCACUGUCUUGCGUUUACUCAUCACUUGUCAACUUUAUUGUGAUUUACCAAAGCACGUAUUACGAUUAAAAAAUAAAUAUGAAUUGAUGUAUAGUUUAAAAAUAAAAUAAAAUAAAAAGUUGUGCA